CAAAAUUGUGAAACGGUGAAAUCACGUACCAAAUUUAAAACAGUCCCCGUAUCCAACGACGGCGUAUCCAAACAAUCUUUAGUUGUUUUUCUCCUUCACGGUGAAACGCUAUAAUCAAGUUUCACAUGAUCUCUGAAAUCUAAAUUCUUCAAUUUUCUUGUAAGAAAUGUGGACCAAGUGUUUUUUAUUUUUAUUUUUGAGUUCAUGUUAAUAAAAAUCUAUAUGUGCCACUUUCAAAAUGGUUGUGACGAGUGAUCAAGAAAUGGAUUCACUUCUCUCUAGUUUUGAUCAAAUUUAUGAGGAUUUCAAGAGUGGAAUCACAGAAAUCCAAUGUUUGAGAUCAAAUUGGAAUGCGGAAAUCAAGAAAAGAGAGGCUCUUGAACUCACUUGCCAAAGUCUGAAACAAGAAAAUGAGAGACUGGUGAAGCUGUACACAGAAUCCUUUACUAACAUGGCUGGAGAGCUUGAUUGUCGUGUCAAAUAUCAAAGCUUGAAGGAAGAAGUGAAACGACUGAAUGAUGAGAAUCUCAGAAAAGAACAAGAACACAGUAAGACCGUGGAAUUGCUUAAGCAAGAAUAUGAAACCAAGGUUGGAGGAUUAGAGGACCAACUCAGAGGCUUGCUAGUUGACAAGGCAACAAGUGAAUCAACCAUAAUGAAACUCCGCCAAGAUUUAUCAGCACAUAAAACUUAUAUACAAACUCUAGCAAACACCUUGGAACGAGUCCGUUUUGAUGUGGAAUCAAAAUACCAUCUUGAGACUCAAGAUUUGAAGGAUUGUCUCCUGGUUGAAUAUGAAGAGAAAAAUGAACUGAACAAGAAACUACAGGAUUUGCAAAAGGAAUUGAUGAUUAGCAGAACAAAGCUGGUUGAACAGAAGCAAGAUUUGUCAUCAAAUCGUUUUGUUGAAACACUCAAAGCAAAGAUUAUGAAACUGCGCAAAGAGAAUGAGAUUUUGAAAAGGAAGCUUUCUCAUUCCGUAGAGGGCUUAGAAUGAAGCAGCUGAAGGUAAUUGCUAUGAUGCCAGAUGUUUUGCUAUUGCAAUGUUCAUUGUAUGUACCAACUUCCGUUUAGGAACUAGGCUCAAGAGUUUCAAAGUGGAAUGUCAGAGAUAAAGUACACAAGAGUUUUAGCAGUUGUAUGUCUUUCAUGAUAGCAUGGAUUAUGCAAAUGAUCUUUGAAUGUGACUGGAAAGGCACCAUGAGAAAGAAAUUUCACUUUUCAUUGACCA
Messenger RNA from Ricinus communis (castor bean), 1231 nucleotides. RefSeq names its product protein At-4/1. The transcript has 8 exons. The coding region runs from base 239 to 997 and encodes 252 amino acids. Lineage: Eukaryota; Viridiplantae; Streptophyta; Magnoliopsida; Malpighiales; Euphorbiaceae. The record is from RefSeq and is a predicted model, not a curated record.